Durusdinium trenchii is the source of this 912-nucleotide messenger RNA. The record is from the annotation of a GenBank genome assembly. Lineage: Eukaryota; Dinophyceae; Suessiales; Symbiodiniaceae.
AUGCCGUACACCUGCAAGCCCAUCUUGCCUCACUUCGCGGCCACCGUUGAGGGCUUCUCAUUGGAUGGACGCGAUCCCCUUCCUGCAGAGGUGGUGGCAAGGAUCAAAGAUGACAUGAAACACUAUCGGGUCCUGGUGUUCAAGGGCCAGGGCCGAUUGAGCGGUGAACGACAGGUGCAGAUUUCCAAGCAGUUGGGAACAAUCGAGAGCACUUUCUACAAACAUCCCAAGAGCCCUCACCCAGACAUUUUUCGAGUGUCCAACGAUGAGAGGGAAGGAUGCGUGGGCGUGGGGAGAACUGGAUGGCAUAUUGAUGGGACUUUUCAAUGGAAGCCCUUCAAGUACCAGACCAUGCACUUUCAUAGCGUUUGUGAAGGAGGUGAAACCUGGUUUGUGCCUUUGAAGGAGUUUUACGAGAUGCAAGACCAGGAGAUCGGUUCGAGAGAAUAUGACUGUUUCAAGCUUCAUGACUUAGGCUGGGACAAGUAUUGGAUGGUCUCCAGUGAAGGUCUUGCACAUCCAUUGGUCUAUCGACAUCCUGUGAGGGAGGACACGAGCAUGAUGUUUCAUUGUGGACCUCCUUUUUGUGCUGCAGUUGCAGUGGAUUCUGAUGGGGAUUCAUCAAAGAGGAAAGCCGUGAAAACUGCGGUGAAAUUGCUGCCCCCACAUGUCGUCCAGGAGGAGUUGACUCAGCGUCUUGACGAUGCCGUAGAGAAGAUUGGCAUCAAGAUGAGCUGGGAGGAGGGCGACUUCGCCAUCAAUGAUAACUUGGGAAACUGUCAUUACGCCUCGCCUGGCACGCAGAACUCCAAGCACAAAGCAGGGCUGAGGAUUCUGCAUCGCACCACUGUGGCGGGUGAAGACAUACCUGCCAAGUUCGAUGGGCGAGCAUCGUUCCAGCUAGAUGUGUAA